AUGCUUAAAAGCAAAACUAUUUUUAGAAACCCUGACCGGAGUACAGAUCUAAUGUGGACCAGCGACGAGUGCUCGCGUUACUAUCUUUGCUUAGAUAACGAUGUCUUCGAGUUUCAAUGCUCCAGCGGAUUGCUAUUUGAUGUUAAUCGACAAAUUUGUGACAUGCCACAAAAUGUUCACAAUUGCGAUUUAACGACAGAAAUAUUAGUACCCCAACCGCUUCUGGAUGUGGCGACUUGUGCGAACGAAACACAUUUAGGAUGUUCUGAUGAUACAUGUAUUCCCGCUGAAUAUUUCUGCGAUGGAGCCGUAGAUUGUCCCGAUUAUUCAGAUGAGGGCUGGUGUGAUGAGAGCUACGAUCCUAAUUCAGCAGAACCAUGCGAUCCCAAAGAGUGCCAUUUACCUAAGUGUUUUUGUAGUCAAGAUGGAAAACAAACACCUAAUAAUCUUGUACAAAGUCAGACUCCACAGAUGAUAACUCUAACAUUUGACGGUCCAAUAAAUCACGAAAACUGGGAUAUUUACUCGAAACAGCUAUUCACAGAAUCCCGUACAAAUCCAAAUGGCUGCCCCAUAAAAGCUACAUUCUUUGUGUCACAUCCGUAUACUAAUUACCGGCACGUACAGAAAUUGUGGAACGAUGAACAUGAAAUUGGAGUGCAUUCGAUAACGCAUCGUGGUCCCGGAGAAUGGUGGGCAAAGAAUGCUACUAUUGAAGACUGGUUUGAUGAGAUGGUAGGACAAGCAAAUAUUAUCAACAAAUUUGGAAGGGUUUACAUGGAAGACUUCAGGGGUUUGCGUGUUCCCCAUUGGGCAGUCGGUUGGAACAGACAGUUUCUUAUGAUGCAUGAGUUUGGUUUCGUAUAUGACGCUACAGUAGUAGCUCCCGUAGCUGAUCCGCCUUUUUGGCCUUACACCUUAGAUUAUAAAAUGCCCCAUCAAUGUAAAGGAAAUAAUCAACUAUGCCCUACAAGAAGUUAUGCAGGCUUAUGGGAAAUGGUUAUAAACCCACUUGUUGAUGGGAAGCAUACUUGUGCCACUUUAGAAUUCUGUCCCUCUAAUCUUACUGGAGAUGCAGUCUACGAGAUAUUGUUAAACAAUUUUAAAAGACAUUAUUUGAAAAAUAGAGCACCUUUUGGUAUACAUCUCAACUCAACCUGGUUGAAGAACAAUGACUACUUGUCCGCACUCAAGAAAUUCACCGAUGAAGUACUGAAGCUUUCUGAUGUUUAUUUUGUGACAUAUAGCCAAGUUCUCAAUUGGAUAAAGCGCCCAACACCUGUAGUACAGUUAAAGAAAUUCCAUCCUUGGCAAUGUGGCUAUGACUACUUUCAAGAAUCUGAUAUUGCUUGUGGCAAGCCAAAAACCUGCAAGUUACAAUCAAAAGUAUUAGAACACGACAAGUAUAUGAUAACCUGCAUGGAGUGUCCAAAAACCUACCCUUGGAUUAGAAAUGAAUUUGGAGUUGAG
Messenger RNA from Brenthis ino (lesser marbled fritillary), 1470 nucleotides. The record is from the annotation of a GenBank genome assembly. NCBI's taxonomy places the organism in Eukaryota, Metazoa, Arthropoda, Insecta, Lepidoptera, Nymphalidae.